AAGUGACCUCUCAACCAUAAAAAUACAAAGGCAUUUGCCUAAUCUUCUUUCCCCUGGUGGCCCUGUUUCCCCCCACUUUUGCUGUUCUUUCAUUUGUCUCUCAUAUUUGUACUUAACAAAUCUCAGUUAUCCCAAUGAUUUAAACCCCAAAAUUCUUUGUUUAUGAUUAAAUAUUCUGUAUUAAUUUUUUUAGUAGAACUUGUUUGAUAAAAGCUUGUAGUUAUGUACAAGUGUGUGGUGGUCUACUUCAUGAGUUCAUGCGGUCUUUUACAACAAAAAGGGCUUUGAUAAUCAUGCUUAAUGAUUAAAAUAGUGUGAUUUUCAGAGGAAAGUGAGCUUUUCAGAUCUUCUUUUUUAAUUUUUUGAGUAGCUCAAGGGUUUUAGGACACUGUUAUUUUUGCAGGUAAAGCUGAAGGGUAUGUUUCUAAUGCUUUUGAGAAAAGGGAUAGAGUCUUGAUGAUAUGACUCACUUUGGGGGAGGGGAUUGUAGUCAAAGUUCAUGACCUGGGUUCUUGCCUCCUGGGCUUUUGGUUUUGUGUUCUGUGAAGAUUGAGACUCCUCAGUGAGCUUUUUUCAUUUUUUUGGGUUUUCUUCUUGGGUUGUUCACUUGUUCUUGCAAUGAAGGAAUAUCUUCUUCAACUUUAUUAAUAGUAAGUUUUCCCUCCUUUGUAAAGCUAAAGGGUAUUUUGAGUGGAAAGUUUUGUGUAUUUUGAGUUGUUUUUGUAAUGUGAAUUAGAGAGGGGAGGGUUGAAAAUGAAAUCUUUGAGUAGUGUAGGACUUGGCUUGAGCAUAGUUUUUGGUUGUCUGGUGUUAGCUUUGGUUGCUGAGCUAUAUUACUUGUUGUGGUGGAAGAAGAGGUUAACAAGCAGAGAUAUUGAAAAUGAUUACAGCAAUCCAGCUAGGGAGUUCUUUUACAUGUUUUGCUGGAAAAGGUCAUCUUCCAUGAGUCAUACAGCUUUGAAUCCUCAAGAAAUUAGAAUGACAGAAGAACAGCAGCAAUCUCAUCAUCAUCAGCUUCAUCUUCACUCAAACAAAGAUUUGUUGCUCAAGCCUAAUUUUGGUCACCAUGAUGAUCCUCAUGGCAUGGAGAAUGAGCUACUGAGGCUACAUAGUCUUUCAGGGCCACCGAGAUUUCUCUUCACAAUCAUUGAAGAAACAAAGGAGGAUUUGGAGUCUGAGGAAGCCAAGUCUAAGUGUGAUAACAAGAGUAGAGUAGGGUCUAGAGGGAGGAGUAUGAGUGAUCUACUUCUCACUGUGGAAACUCCAUAUCUAACCCCUCUUGCUUCUCCACCAUUUUUCACUCCCCCUCUUACUCCCAUGGAAGCUUGUUAUAGUCACCAAGGAUUCAACCCUUUAUUUGAAUCCACAACUGAUGCAGAGUUUAAUAGGAUAAGGUCAUCUCCUCCUCCAAAGUUCAAGUUCUUGCAAGAAGCAGAGGAGAAACUUCAUAGGAAAAAGUUAAUGGAAGAAGUUCACAACAGUGAUGAAUUUGGACCAUUUGGUCAAGAAAAUGGUGACAUGACUCCUCCUUCAAAGUAUCUCAAAGAUGAAGAAGACGGAUCUUUCAUCACAAUAAUUGUUGACAGGAGCAAAGAAAGAGGGUUUAAUCACAAUUACCAACAACAACUCCAUUCAAGUACUUCCCAGGUACUUCCUCUUAGUUCUUCACCUUCAACAUUCAAGUCACCAGCCAGGAAUACUCCCAUCUAACAAAUAUUUUUAGAGAGUUUCAUCAUGACCAACCAAACUAGAAAUGAAAAUUCCUUUUUUCUUUUCUGCUGUCCUUUUAGGUUUUGAUUUAUUAUUCCUUUUUUUUUUUUUUUUGCUUAUUUGCUAUGUAUCUUUUCGUUAAGGGAGAGAGACAACAUUCUCUUCCAGAACAUGAUGAUGUGAGGUGGUCUUAAUGCAAGUGGGAGGGGGACUAGUGGGGUUACUUGUUUUAUUUCAAUCUCCAUGUCUCCCCUGAGCUGUUUGAUACAUGUAAUCAUUCCCAUGAGUGAAUUCAAUUACUAAUGUUCUUUCAAAGAUCAAUCCCUUUACUUAUUUCUCUAACAAAAUUCUAUGCAUAAUCAAGUUAUUGACAGUUUGAUA
This is a messenger RNA of Theobroma cacao (cacao), 2091 nucleotides long. RefSeq names its product Putative membrane lipoprotein. Lineage: Eukaryota; Viridiplantae; Streptophyta; Magnoliopsida; Malvales; Malvaceae. The record is from RefSeq and is a predicted model, not a curated record.